AUGUCUGCAACUCUCACAUUAACUGCCUUGAAAGAUGGUCGUCCACCCCCAUUUGCUUCUUAUUCAGACUACAGUCACCUUCAAGACGCCUCUUCAGGACAAGUUUUGACAUCACGAUCGUUGAUGAGAGAGACGGAUUCUGGGACCGUUACAAGCAUCGACUCAACGAGUCAGACAUUGAUAUACCAGGGCUCAGAAGGCACCUCAAAGCCUCUUGACUACGACUACAUUAUCAUAUCCUCAGGUCUUCGGCGCCCAUGGCCUGUUGUUCCGAGGUGCAAAAGAUUCACCUCAUACCUUUCAGAUGCUUCAGCAUUUACCAAGAAGAUUGUUGGCACCAAAAAGCUCGGCGUAGUGGUUGUCGGAGGAGCUAAUCGUCCUGGAAUCAAAGGCGCCGUGGGUGUUGAGUUUGCCGGAAAGAUCAGAACACACUACCCCGGCACUGCGGUUACUUUGGUCCAUUCGCGGGAUCAGUUGCUCUCCAAUGAGCCGCUACCGAUAGAAUUCAAGACAAGAACACUGAAGCUGCUCCAGGAACAAGGAAUUAAAGUUUUACUCAACCAUCGUGCUGAUGUUGAAGAAUUGCCAGAUGGGACAUCCUACGUCAAAUUACAUGAUGGAAAUCGGUUACAUACUGCCAUGGUUAUCAUGGCAACAGCAUCCUCCAACCCUUUUUCGCAAUUCCUGCCACCUUCCUCUAUCAUCAACGGAACAAUCAAUAUUGAUGCACAUCUUCGAAUUAGUUCAAAAGACGGUCCCAUUCCACGAAUGUUUGCAGCUGGGGAUGUUGUUAAUCUUCCUGGAGUCAAGCUGAGAGGGACCGCAGUGGUGAUGGAAAGUGUAGCGGCGGCUGAUAUCUACUCCUCACUGGUGGCUUAA
Molecule: messenger RNA, 879 nt
Organism: Penicillium malachiteum
Lineage: Eukaryota; Fungi; Ascomycota; Eurotiomycetes; Eurotiales; Aspergillaceae
Exons: 4
Coding region: 1-879 (292 amino acids)
Cellular component (GO): cytoplasm
Molecular function (GO): electron-transferring-flavoprotein dehydrogenase activity; flavin adenine dinucleotide binding
Source: RefSeq, a predicted model, not a curated record